Clupea harengus (Atlantic herring) is the source of this 2367-nucleotide messenger RNA. RefSeq names its product dual specificity phosphatase 23b (gene dusp23b). The record is from RefSeq and is a predicted model, not a curated record. The transcript has 5 exons. NCBI's taxonomy places the organism in Eukaryota, Metazoa, Chordata, Actinopteri, Clupeiformes, Clupeidae. Gene Ontology annotation, biological process: protein dephosphorylation. Bases 1742 to 2239 code for a protein of 165 amino acids.
UUACACAUUUAGUACCCUGCUGUAUGAGAUAAUUUUAAGAUUUGAAGUAAUUUCACCUUUUGUGUUUAGCUAUCUUUCUACCUUGCAAACGCUCUCUGUUAUCUGACUGGAAUUUCGCAAUUUUUUAGAGAUGUUGCCUUUGGUGACAGAUGAAUGCACAUUGUUUUUUUAAUGCAUGGAAAUAACAUAAAUCCAUGAAGAGCAGACCAUCUUCCUUGUAAUAGUAAUAACCCUAUGAAAAACACUGUGGUGGCUACAUAACUUUAAUUAUUGAAGUAAUUUCACCUUUUGUGUUUAGCUAGCUUUCUACCUCGGUUUUUUUUUUAAUGUUCCCUUUGGUGACAUGGAUGCAUGCACAUUGUUUUUAAUGCAUGGAAACAACAUAAAUUCAUGAGGAGCAGGCCAUCUUCUUUGUGACAAACACAGUGGUGGCUAUAUAACUUGAAUUAUUUAAGUUGUAACUCUGUUGAAUUUCAGUUGUAUAAGUUCAUGAUGUUAUAAAUAACAUUUUAAGGUUAAAAAGUUAACUUAAAUGUUAAUUAUUUGUUGUUUAAUAGUAUUUGUUAAAAUGCUUAAAAUGUACAUGUAAGAAUAGGAAGAAAGAGUUAGACAAAUAUUUUGUGAAUUUAUUUUAUUUCUGUCACUUUUGAUGAUGAGCCAAUCACAUUCAAGGUCAAAGAGAAAGGAAGGAAGUGAGUGGAGUGAGCUAACGUGAGGAAACCGUGAGGAGUUGAGAGAGAGCGACGACAAAGAAGCCUGUUGUUUGCGGUACCGUGAAACACCUACUGUUUAGUUAAUUUAUACACAUUCAUUAGUGAAAGUGUUCGACCAGGACUCUUCAAGUAAUUGUAAUUGUGUUAGAGUUAGUCAGUUUGAGUGGAUAACUCAACACAAGAAGGAAAAAAGUUAGCUGCUGACCAAGUGGCUAGUGCUUUUGCAUGGACUUUGCUAACAAGCUAGCGACCAGCAAACUCGACUAGUAAAGCUUGUGGAACUGCGAGAUCGUCAUCUGCUUCUUUUCAGCCUCGUCAAUCGUGUCUUCAUCCACAUGGAUCUUCUCGUAAUCUCUCCUCCACCUUCUGCCGCCUGUGAGUGUGGCUAAAUCAUCAUUGAGUAAAGUUGGAUAUUCCUCAUGGGGGGGAGGAGCUGCGCGUCAUUGGGGAGCGUUCCUGGUGGACGGGCCUGCGCAGAACCAUCUCCAUGCUUGAGCGUGACAAAGCGAGUGCCCGCCACACUGGCCGGUAGCGACUUGCUGUCUGGAUUGUCUACUGGAUUGGGAUGACUCCUCUUUGGUAAAUUUGUGAGGAUGACUGGGUCCAUGCAAAACUUCUUCAGUCUCCUCAAGAAGAAGAGACGUUUCCAGGGCCGCUUUGACCACCUUGUCUGUGUGAGCAGACCAGGAGAGAUCAUCGCUGAUAUGCACUCCGAGGAAUCUGAAGCAGCUGACCCUUUCCUCUUCUUGUUUCAGUAAAGUAAGGUGGUUUUCUGCUAUAACAAAAUAAAAUGUGAUCUUGCCACGGCAGUAUUUAAUGAUUCAUUAGCAUUACGUAUGAGGAUGCUUCGAAAAUACUCUGAAUAACGUCUGACGGUGCUUGUGGCUUCAUAAAAUCGCAAGCAAACAGAAAAGUGUUGUCAGAAGUGGGAUUCGAACCCACGCCUCCAGGGGAGACUGCGACCUGAACGCAGCGCCUUAGACCGCUCGGCCAUCCUGACAUACCACGAAGAACAGCUAUGGUUCUAAAUGACACAAGGCUUCCGAUCUUCAAGCGUUCCAAUAGCCGGAAUGCCAUACUCCCCUCCUCCAAACUUCUCCUGGGUAGAGCCAAGCAAGUUGGCUGGGUUGGCAAUGCCCAGGAUGCCAGCUCACUACCAGUACCUUCUAGACAACGGCAUAAAUCAUUUAGUGUGUCUAUGUGAAAGAAAACCCCCAAAUCAUGACACAUGCCCAGCACUGACACUUCAUCACAUCAAAAUACAUGACUUUUGUGCCCCAACCUUUGAUCAAAUCCACCGGUUCUUGACUAUCGUUGAAGAGGCUAAUGCUAAGGGUGAGGGGGUUGCUGUCCACUGCAUGCACGGUCAUGGGAGGACCGGCACAAUGCUGGCAUGCUAUCUGGUGAAGAUGAGGAAAAUCAGUGGGAUCGACGCUAUUAAUGAGAUCCGUCGAAUCCGUAGUGGCUCCAUAGAAACUAGCGAACAGGAGAAAACUGUGGUGCAGUUUUACCAACAAAUCAAAUGACAUCAUGAAACACAUGAGAUUGGCUCUACUUUGACUGGCUCAGUCAAACAUAUAUACAGUCCUACUUUGAUGUUACUGAUAUUAUUGCACUGCUGUCUUGUACUUACAUAAAGAGACUCCAUCUUAAA